Messenger RNA from Branchiostoma floridae (Florida lancelet), 1575 nucleotides. Its product is annotated as DNA repair protein XRCC3-like. Gene Ontology annotation, biological process: t-circle formation; resolution of mitotic recombination intermediates; telomere maintenance via recombination. The record is from RefSeq and is a predicted model, not a curated record. Gene Ontology annotation, cellular component: Rad51C-XRCC3 complex; replication fork. Gene Ontology annotation, molecular function: four-way junction DNA binding; ATP-dependent DNA damage sensor activity; ATP binding. The coding region runs from base 153 to 1184 and encodes 343 amino acids. The transcript has 7 exons. NCBI's taxonomy places the organism in Eukaryota, Metazoa, Chordata, Leptocardii, Amphioxiformes, Branchiostomatidae.
UUUUAGAAGUCUGUCAACAUUCAUUCGCCUUCUCAUGUUGUCAACGCAGAGGGAAAUUCAAAAUGGCGCUAAAAUGUCUAAGGUGAAGAUGUGCGCUCUCCUGUAGAAGUUCUCCUGGCGGGGAUACAACCGAAGCUGCUUAUCCGUGAGGGAUGGGAGAUGUACAAGGCUUGGUACUGCACCCCAGAAUACUGACUGCUGUCAGGAAAGCCAAGCUCCACAGGUAUGCAGAGGUAUUAAGGUUCUCCUCAGCUGACCUGGAGCGUCUGACUCACCUGUCGGCCAAGGAUGUGGGACACCUGGUGAGGGAAGUGUCUGAAGCAGUCCGACAAAGGAUCCAUGCUGCUACAGCAUUACAGCUGUUGCUAGGUGACUGCCCAGCUGAUCUGAAGGUCAGGUUCCUCAGCCUGGGCUGUCCAGUUUUGGAUGAGUUCCUGCGAGGUGGCAUCCCAUGCCAGGGUCUGACAGAGAUCUCAGGAGAGAGCAGUGCAGGGAAGACGCAGUUUGGGCUGCAGCUGUGUCUGACUGUGCAACUGCCAGAGGAAUGGGGAGGGCUGGAUGCAGGUGCAGUGUACAUCUGUACAGAGGAUGCUUUCCCCAGCAAGAGGCUAGCCCAGAUUGCUCAACAGUUUCCUGCAAGAGGCCUCGCCCCUUUGGAAGUCACCAAGAAAAUCAGAUUCUCUGACCAGAUAUUUGUUGAGCACACAGCAGACAAGGACCAACUGUCCAAAUGUAUCCAGUCCAGACUCCCUAUCCUACUGGAGAGGGGAGUUGUAAAGCUUGUGGUGAUAGACUCCAUUGCUGCACUGUUUCGUGGUGAGUAUGAGAGCCGGGAGACCACUAGGAGGGCAAAGGACCUGCAGUCGCUGGGUGCACAGCUGAGGACAGUCAGCCAGAAGUACAAUGUGCCAGUGGUGUGUAUUAACCAGGUGUCAGCAGUUGUCGGUAAGAGAAGAGGAAAUGGCAACAUCUCAAGCUCCCAGAAAGUGAUUCCAGCCCUGGGUCUGGUGUGGUCCAGUCUGGUGACCACACGGCUGAUGGUAUCCAGGACGGAGCACACCCUGCAGUGUGCUGACGGCAGCCCUGCCGUGGUACGGAGUCUGGAGGUCAUGUUCUCCCCUCAUCUCCCCAACACUACGUCAUAUUACAUAGUGGAUGCGCAGGGGGUCAAAGGGUUAAGAUGACAGGGCUAGGAUGAUGAUGACAGGGAAACGUAGGUCAUGCAGCUUGGAAGUUGUGACAUUUCUAACACUACAUCAUACUUCACAGUGGAUGUACUGUGUGAAAAUGUAUGACAAACAUAUUUAUGACAAACAUCUACCUGUCAACAUUGACAUAAACUUGUAUAUAUUAUGAUUAUGUGUAUGUAUGUACUACUGGUAUUUUACCUUAUGCUGCUGAGUGAGCAACUUUCUGCAGUUCAACCAACAUCUGACAGGUGACAGUUUUGAAAUAUGAAAAUAUAAUUAACAUGUACCUAUGAGAGCUUGGACUUUCUGUGCUAUACUGUGUACCUUAAGGCAAAGAAGCAUUAUAUUGAAGAGCAUACAAAAAUAAAUGUGGUUGAUAACCAAA